UGUAGUUCCUCGUUGAUGUUGCCGGUUGUAAUGUUUGCUUCCGACUUUGAAACUGAGUUGGCCAAACUCUCUCCGUACACAGCUGGGGUUUAUGAGAGUGACCCCGGAGGAGGGAGCCAGGACCUCCAAUGGGCUCCGAGUGUCUUCCAGCAGAUCUUCCAGAUACUCAUCGGAUGACAGACAUCAGACAUCACUGACCAAGGCGGGCAUCCUAUCCACACAAUUGACUCACUCCUCUGUUAGAGAAAGGUCAGCUCUCUAUCUGUCAAGAGCGGCAUCCAUUGACUCCAUUGGAGGUUCAACACAACCGGGACCGACUGGUACUUCAGGUGCGAGGAUUCAAGGACCAAGGACUAAAAGCAACAAGAUGGCUGAGGCAGCCAGGAAAGUCACAGUUUCGCAAUCAUCUCAUGAUGACGAUGACCUGCCUCUCCCACCACCUCCCCCUCCUGUGCCAGCCAGGCCCCUUGACUAUGAAGGGCCCUCGGCAUUAAAUAGCCUCCCCUUACCGCCACCUAGGGAAACCUUCUCCACAUACUACCAGCAAAGGCAGAAGACGGAACUGAAGAGGAUCUUCAAACACAUCCACCCGGACAUCCUGGGAGAUCUGGGUGAUGGUGUGGACGAUGAGAUCAUGAAGGCGGUGCAGCUAGAAGACACUGACGCAGCGGAUGCAGCUAAUCAGUGUGAAGUGCAAUCAAUGAGGUGGAUCUUUGAAAACUGGAACCUGGAUAGUAUUGGGGAUCCUCACGCGACCAAGAAGUUGCUGGAUGAGGAGGACAUAACAGGCGGAAAUGUCCGAGGGACCUCCUCCAUGUUUGAGCACAGCGAUAGAGGACAGCAGAAACGUGCAGAAAGGCAGAACUCUGUCCGGGGGGAUGUAAGAACAUCCACCUGGUUGUUUGAAACCCAGCCCUUAGAUUCCCUUCGUAGAACAGAAGACGGAGAGCUUGUUGAAGCCGUGCUGAAAGAGGCCAUCCAGCCGGGAGAUGUUUGCGGGACUCGGCUGCUCUUUGAGACUAAACCACUCAGUGACUUGGGACGCUGCAACUCAAUAGAGGACCAGAAUUUCUUGAAACUGAAGUCUGAGCUCCAGGAACAAAAAGGAGAUGUCCAGAAGACUGUGAAACUCUUCCAGGCAGAACCUCGCUGUGCCAUCAGGGACAAAAGUGGCAAUAUCCAUUCAAUCAAAUCCAUCUGCAGGGAGGAGAUCAGAAACGGCAACACGAGCUCGACCCGUUGGUUAUUUGAAACUCAGCCUUUGGACCUGAUUAGUAAGGGAACCGAUGGAGUGAAAAUAAUUCGGGGUAUUUCCCUGGAGGAGGGGCACAGAGGUGGAACGGACAGAAAAAGGUGGAUGUUUGAAACUCAGUCCUUCGACGCCAUAGAAGAAGUUGUCGUGGACAAGUUUGAGGGAUCAAUAGCUGAGUGCACGGGAGAAGUGGAUGUCACCAACAAGACGAAGCUCUUUGAGAUGCAACCGUUGGCAACACUAAGAGGAAAUGCAGAGGAAAAGAGUUUGGAAAGGGAAAAUAUCAUUGGGGGAGAUGUAAAGACCUCCCUGUGGCUGUUUGAAACCCAACCAAUGGAGACUCUGAAUGAUAGCUACGAAGUUGGCUGUUUGGAAAAAGUUACCCUUUCAGCCGAUGAAAAGGGAGCGGUAAAAGACAAAAAGAUCAUAUUUGAGAGCGGCAGCGCCGGAAAGAGCAUCUCAGUCAAAGAACAAGAGAUUGAAAAGGGUGAUGUUCGAGGUUUCAAGCAACUUUUUGAAACAAUCCCAUUGAGUAGAAUCGCUCCUUCUGAUGAGAACUGUGACAAAGAAAAUGUCACACCAGAAAAUGCCAUGCAGGAAGAUGCUCCUUUGUAUGCCAUAAAAGACAGCUCUGGAAACUUCUACAAGAUAACAACUGUCAACCGUGAGGAAUUCAUCAAGGGCAAGGUUCAGAACUACAAGUGGAUGUUUGAGACCAAGCUUUUGAAUGAGCUCACAGAAGGAAAGGAAAAUGUUGAGGUAAUCAAAGGCAUCACAAGAGAGGAGGACACAAUGGGGGAUGUCAAGUUGGCAAAGUGGCUUUUUGAAACCCAGACAAUAGAUGGGAUUCAUUCCAAGUUCAACCAGACGGAGCCAAGUCGCUCUCUUGAAACGGAGCCCCGGAAAGGCAAUGUCAAGACAUGCAAAUGGCUUUUUGAGACACGACCAAUGGACAUCCUGUACGACAAAUCAGAAAAAGUUAAGGACACAGAGGCCAUCGACAACCCCAGUGUCAAGUCCAUUACAUGGCUUUUUGAAUCCCAGCCAUUAGACACCAUCAAAGAGGAUGGCGAGUACAAUCUGAAGCUCUGUGACACCAUACAGAAUUCAGUCAAAUCUGAGGCGGGUGGUCAAACAGUCAAACAUCUGAUUGAGACAGAGACCCUGGACAAAAUUGGAAAUGGCACAUACUCAGACCAAGAUGUAAGAUGUGUCAGUCAAGUUAACGUUCAAUCAGGAGAUGUCUCGAGAGUCAAAGAACUUUUUGAAUCCCGGUCCCUUGAUGAAAUCGGAUCAGAGAUGGCAUGCGAUGAACAAAAUGAUGAUAACAUCCAAAAGGGAUCAGUACAUAAAUUUACAUGGUUGUUUGAGAACUGUCCCAUGAACACGUUCAAUAAGGACAAUGAUGAUGCAAACAUCCAGAGAGUAAUUGAAGAUGUGAGUGGGGACGUGAAGAACAAGAAGUUUAUAUUUGAAACCUCCUCACUGGAUAAAAUCCACGACCAACCUCUUGAACAAAAAUCAAUCGGUGUGGAAGAGCCUAUGGGGGAUAUUGACGUGAAGUCUAGCACCAUGAUGUUCGAGUCCCUGCCACUGUAUGCCAUUAGGGACAAAGAGGGAGAGUUUCAUGAGGUGACGACUGUGCAAAAAGAGGAGAUAUUGAGCGGUGAUGUAAGAGGAGCCAGAUGGAUGUUUGAGACUAAGCCCCUUGAGUCUAUCAAAGCAGAGAAUGAAGUUUAUGUGAUCAGAGCUGUCACUCAAGAGGAUGUCGAGAAGGGAGAUGUCAAAUCAGCCAGAUGGAAAUUUGAAACACAACCACUGGACUCCCUUACCUGUCGAGAGGAACCUUCUGUCAAGGUCAUUGACGACUUUGGGAGCUGUAAUGUGCAGCUCAAUAAAAAGAUAUUUGAAUCUGAGGAAUCCAACAAGUUUGUAAGGAUGGUUAGUGUCACCGACAUUCAGCGUGGAGAUGUCAGGACCUCCACCUGGCUCUUCGAGAAUCAAAACGUCGACACGCUAAGGGGUGAACAUCAAGAGCAAGGUCCAGUCAAAACGGUCUACAGAGAAGACAGCCAGAAAGGAGAUGUGAAACGCUGUACUUGGAUGUUUGAAUCACAGCCACUGGACAAAAUCAAGCAGCAAGAAGAAACUUCAUUCCAAGGUACUGAGGAGACGAUACCAAAAGCUGAUGUGAAGUGCACGACCUGGCUCUUUGAGACAACCCCACUGGACAAGAUCACCUCCAGUAGUGUCACUGACACAGUGGUAUACUUAAGUGAACUGCAUUUAAUUCACUCAGGUGGUAUCAUAGUUGAAGCAAAUGAAGGUCGAAACGUUACCAUGGCGAAAUUCCAACUCGGAAACACAAAUGAAGUCCAAAUUCAGAAGGAGGAGGUUGUUGAGGGCAACCUUAGAAACAUCAUGCUACAGCUCCUACUCAAACCAACCAACCCACAGGUUACUCUUCUCAAAGAAGCGGAGAAAGGACAAGUGACUUCCACCAAAGUUGAACUUCCAGUCUAUCAUUCAUCUACAACUAUUACCCUUGAGCGAGAUCAAAUAAUACAGGACAUAGUUCAGAUGAUCGACGAAAUGCUUGUUCACGAUAAAAACUUCAAGAAAGGGAUCCUCAUGCAAGAGACUGCUGGGGGACAAGCGGAGAUGUCUGUCUAUUUACUCAGCAGCCACAGUGAAGCUAAAGCUCAAAGUCCUGCUAUUGAAAGAGGAGAUGUGAAGUCGACUAUUGGAAAUUUGUUAGCCACUGCCAACAGUCAAAAAACAGCAGCGUCAUGCAGAAUUGACGAAAACGAAAAGGGGAAUGUCAACCUGUACAAAAGUUGCAUUGAGAAAGGAGAUCUGCACUACCUGAAAAGUCUUCAUUCUGCGGUAUCAGAAGAUGAAACGGAUUGUAAUACUCUUAGCAAGGAGCAAACUGAAAUCGUACAGGGCGAUGUGAGGGAAGCUAAGAGGAGUCUAUGUCAGCAAAAGGAGCUGGUGGAGCGAACUAUUUCUGAUGUCCUACCAGGCGAUGUGAAGAACACCAAAAAGGUAUUCAUAUCAGAGUGUGCCUUCAAUGCUGAAAACUCUGUUCCUAAGGAUGAAAUCAUUCCUGGCGACGUUUCAACAGCCAAACAACAACUUGCCGCAAAGCAAGAAAUCGUAGUCGAGAAAGAGAACAUUGUGGCGGGAGAUGUCAAGGCAACAAUGCAGUCUUUAGAACGUGCAAAGCAACAAAGCAUGUGCGUAGAGCGGGAGGUAUUUACACCCGGAACUAUUUAUGAUAUGGACUUGUCAAGUAAAUGCCCUGAAGCAGAUGAAGCCCAAGUCCAAAAAGAGAUGAUCAUAUGUGGGGAUGUGAAAGCGGCUAAAAAGUCCCUGGAACUGGCCAAGCAGCAAAGCAUGCAUCUGGAGCGGGAAGUCAUUGUUCCUGGAAAAAUAUACAAUCUGGAAGUCUCUGCACAAAAAGAAAGGUCGUCAGUGGUUACGCAAUCGUCUUCCUCCAGGAGUCAACAAGUCAAGACUUAUUCAAAGGUUAGUGAUACUAUGAAAGAUUUGGAAAAUUGUUCCUUAGAGGCUUGCCAACAGGGAGAUGUAUCUCAUUUUAGUGCAGUUAUAGUCAGUAAUAAUGUACCUUUUGUAAGCUAUGAAUGCAAUGGUCUAAUAACAGGACACGAUGAGACAGAAGAUGUUAUUAAAGGAGAUAUAAAGGCAGCAAUUAGAUCUCUGCAAAGUGCUGCAACCGAGCAGAGGCUCCCAGAUAAAGAAGACAUUGUAGGCGGUAAUGUUCACCUAGCGCUGCAAUCGCUUGAGAGGUCUAGUGUAAAUGUCUCCAAGGGAGACUUUAAAUCUGCAAUGCUAUACAGGAAGUCAGAAAGAGCUUGUUCAGAGAGGGGUGUUGUGGUGUCUGUGCCUCCAUCUGACACAACAUUGUCUCCUUCAAUUUCAGUAACCUGUCAAGGGAAACCAUCCAUCACAGCACGGAAACCCACAUGCUACCCAGUAGAAAACAAAGGCUCUAGAAGGUCCAGUUCUGAGGUUGAGGCUCCACUCCUGCAAAAGACACCACAGGACCUGAAGCCGGCAUUGCCACCAAAGCCACACUUGACUAAACCUGUGUUUGUAGACGAUGUGAACGUGACGCCAGCAAAGAAAAACACUGCAGGGACUCAUCCUGAUGCAAAGCAAUGCACACAACUUCCCACUAAUCGGUUAAUUGAGAGCGCAGGGGCCACAACUGCGCAUAAACCCGACUACCAAGUGACAAAGUCAAACACACCUGAAUUGGAGAUGGAGAGAAAUGUCAUCCAGAGAAUUAAUGCAGCAGAGGAGAUACAAAAGUGCAUGAAGGAUUAUGACGACAAUGCAAAGCAUGAAAUGAACAUGAGCUUGCAGGCUGCUUUAAAGAACUUUGAAAGAACGGGGAGUGAGACCCUGAAUAAAAAAGCAGAGUUCUUACCCACAAAGAUUGUUAAAAACGACAUGGUUGAAUUGGGGAAACAGACCUCAAAGACAGCCCCAGCUCAAAACUGCAGACCAAUGCUCUCACAGGGUGAAAAUGAAAAUAAAGUUGUUUUGAGAGAGAAGAAAGGUAAAGAGACGGAGGUUGAGCGACGACAGAGGCUCUCUGUGCACAAGGAUGAGAUCAUGAAGGGCAACGUAAAGGCAGCCAUGGAAAUCUUUGAGAAUAUCAGGAAACGAGAGGAACUCAAGGGAAUCUUAUCUCAGGUGCAGGAGAUUGAAGGAGCAACCAGCAAUGCGGACGACAGCUCUUUGAAGACAGUUUGUGAUAGUGUCCCCGCUUGGGUGGCAUCACCAAAUAAAAAUUCAAAGCAAAGCAAACAACUGGAAAAGAAAGUUGAAACUGAGACACGGGAUGAUGAUCUAGAAAGUAUUUCUUCGGUCGAAACUGCGUACGAGGAUUUGGAAAAAGCAAGUAAAGAGAUAUUAAAUCUGAAGGAGCAGACUUUGGCGAAACUCCUUGACAUCGAAGAGGCGAUCAAAAAGGCUCUCUACUCGGUCUCUAACCUGAAAUCGGAGUCAGACAUUGCUGGGUUGUCAGGACUGUUUGAUGAGUCUUUAAUAGCGGAGCAACAUAUUCAACCUGCCAACAAGGUCAGGAAAAUCAGCAUUGCGUCAACCAGGGCUAAAUCAGGUCAAGGCAAAGAAACGACAAACCCACGCAGCAACUCAAGUCUUCCAAAGAAAGAAGGGUCUGGACAAGUCAACAACAGGCUCAUUAGACAGUCCUCUUCCCCGUCGUCCCCGUCAUUUAUCUCCAUUCAUUCCGCUGCCAGAAGGCCUGCUGAACAACAGAAGCCCACUAUGUCCACAUUUAAACCAGCACUGGAGGAAAAAGGUCAAAGUUGCGAAGGCCAUUCGGCCCAUGAGUCUGGUAACAGCCCAGCAAAGCAUAAGGUUAGCAUGCUUGAGGUGCAAACAGUUCCCAAGGAACCUGCAGGAAUCAUCGGGACAAAGACUGUCAGUGAAACCUACGAAGAGACCGAUGGCUUUGGAAACGUUUUUGUAUCCUCUGUGAAGUCUACAUUUGUUACCAAACAGUCUGACAGUAUGCCAGCUGCCCUGUUUGAGGUGGUCGGGAGCCCAACCAGAUACGAAGUCAUGACAUCCCCAUUAGUGCAAAGAUCUAGUUUCCCCCCUAAGGACGAGAAGCUGAGUAAGACGGACAAGAAAGGGAAAGUGUUUGUAGCGUUUAGCCAACCCAACAAAGGACACUGAACAAACCUGCUCCUUAGCGGUCUUUAGGGGACUACGUACUGCAUUUGUGUUAUCAAGUUUUGUUCAUUAUAAAAUCUGAUGUCAUGUAGUGAUGGAUAUGUUCAAUUUUUAUUUAAAAAAAAAUUUGUCUUAUGGAUUUUAUACUGUACUUAUAUUAUAUAGAAUGUACAAUUAUUUUAAAUGAAACAAAAUAGCUGUAAGGUGUUGUGUAAAUUGUUUAAUAAAUUACAA
Entelurus aequoreus (snake pipefish) is the source of this 7219-nucleotide messenger RNA. It is a transcript of the gene xirp1, whose product is annotated as xin actin binding repeat containing 1. Gene Ontology annotation, cellular component: focal adhesion; stress fiber. Gene Ontology annotation, molecular function: actin filament binding. The transcript has 5 exons. The record is from RefSeq and is a predicted model, not a curated record. Bases 92 to 6988 code for a protein of 2298 amino acids. Gene Ontology annotation, biological process: actin filament organization; actin cytoskeleton organization. Lineage: Eukaryota; Metazoa; Chordata; Actinopteri; Syngnathiformes; Syngnathidae.